AUGGGUGACCACAAGGAGCCUCUACAAGAUCAGGCUACGACGGGGAAAAUGAUAAAAAACUUUAUCAAGAAUACAGACAAACUCGGGCAGGCGAAUCUGACCUUCGACUCAUUAAAUGCGCGAUUAUGCACUUUGGAGUCGUACUGGAAAAAAUACACGGAUCGUCACCUUGCCUUGUCUCGCCUUGAAAAGGAGCUCGAAGAGGAGAGCUAUUUUGUAAACGACGCAUUCUCUGAAGUCGAAAAUCAGUACACCGAAGCAAGAGCGUACCUCAUGCAAAAGAUUACGGCCCUCUCAGCACGUGCGCUCGACUACACAGUGCCUGCUUCAAGUAACACACAGGCUGUAGUGCAAAUGUCGACCACAGCCACAUCACUGCCGAAACUCACGUUGCCGAAGUUUAGCGGACAGCAGUCCGAUUGGGACUCCUUCAAAGCGCUGUUUGUAUCAAUGGUGAAAGACGCACCAUCGCUCACGCCAACGCUAAAACUUCAACACCUAUUGGCCUGCGUCGAAGGCGACGCCCUUCGCACGAUCAAGAACAUCGAGGUUAAUGCCGACAAUCUCGAGGUAGCAUGGACGGCCCUCAGUCGCCGUUAUGAAAAUAAGCGUCUACGCAUCUCGGUCUAUAUGAAGCGGCUGCUGUACAUGCCCAAAGCGGUGAAAAAAUCAGUAGCAGAAAUCACUCGGCUGCUCGACACAAGCAACGAGUGUCGUCGUGGCUUGAGCGCACUAGGCGAACCAGUCGAGCAUUGGGAUCGCUGGUUCGUCAGCUUGAUUGUGUUUAAUCUCGACAACAACACGAGGGAGCUGUGGGAGCAACACCUGCCGGACGACGGCGCACCACCAACUUACACACAAUUGGUCAAAUUUUUGGAAAACAAGGUUCAAGCUCUGGACACGGCAAACUGUCCAGACCCCGAUACAUCACCUCGACAGAGUAAAAGCUCCAAGGAGGCGUCUCAAAGACCCUCGAGAUCUGUUUCAGCUCAUCAUGCAGCCAGCGCAGACUCAUCGUCACGACGACAGGCCAAAUGUUCACUGUGCUCAGCAGAUCAUCGUCUGGGAUCUUGUCCAGACUUUCUCAGCUACACAAUCGAUCAACGAUGGAAAUACGCCCGUGACAAGAGCCUCUGCUACAAUUGUCUGAACAAGUCACAUAAAGGCUCGGAAUGUCCAUCGGUGUUCAAAUGCCGAACGUGCAAACAAGCUCAUCAUACGAAGCUGCAUCGAGGCCAAACAAAAGUCGAGGACACUACAUCGGAGCAGACGUCUGCGUCUGCGAACAGCGAAGAGUCAUUGGUAGCUCAUGCUGCUACCUUGUCAGGCACGACGCUGCUUGGAACAGCACGAGUCGUCGCUAUCAGUCCUCUCGGCGAAAGGAUGGUGAUUCGGGCCUUGAUCGACCCCGCGGCGGAAGGCUCGUUCGUUACCGAGAAGGUGGCCCAAGCGUUGUCGCUAUCCAGAACAGCGACCUCUCUCGCCGUGAACGGUCUUGGCGGUCAAACUGCAGUCAAGGCCAAAUCCUCUGUACUCUUGUCGUUGCAAUCAUGCACGUCGCCUAAAUUAUCCAUACAUGUUUUAGCGGCAGUCCUCACCAAAUUGACGUCUGUACUUCCAAAGCAACCUAUCAACGGCUCACAGUGGAGUCACCUGCAAGGACUGGAGCUCGCAGACCCCGCCUACGAGACACCCGCGCCCAUCGACUGCUUGAUUGGCGCUGAAAUGUGGCCCGACAUCAUCCGAGCAGGCCUACGACGUGGACCGUCUGGCUCUCCAGCCGCAUACAAAACGGUGUUUGGCUGGGUCAUCACCGGACCAACCACGAAGCCAACGGCCCACCAGUCUACUCUCGAUGCGUUCACUAUAACGCUCACAUCAACGGACACUCUGAGCAGUGACCUACGGAAAUUUUGGGAGCUUGAAGAGCUCACACCUGCCGCCGGAUCGGCGCCAGCCGACGAUACGUGCGAAGAACACUUCCGAUCGACACAUCAGCGAGACGACUCAGGUCGCUACUACGUGCGACUACCCUUCAUUGCCAAGCCCGAACUACCUGGCUCAUAUGGAAUAGCUAAGCAACGGUUCCUCUCACUCGAGCGACGUCUGCUCCACGACGCACAGCUUCGCCAGCAAUACUGCUUAUUCAUGCAAGAGUAUGAGACAUUAGGCCACAUGAAGAAAGCUUCGACAGAUCGCUUCGACACCGAUGUUGCAUACUUACCACAUCACGCCGUAGUUGGUAAAAAACUACGCGUCGUCUUCAACGCUUCACAGAAGGUAGCCAACAAUAAGUCACUCAACGACUUCAUGCAUACUGGACCGAAGCUGCAACAAGACAUAUCUACAAUAUUACUGCGGUGGAGGCUUGGCCAGUACGCAUUCACGGCGGACAUCGUAAAAAUGUACCGGCAGAUUUACGUUCGUGAGGAGGACGUCGCGUGGCAACGCAUACUGUGGCGCUGCAAUCCAGAGGAUCCUGUUCAAGAAUUUGAGCUUACGACCGUCACAUACGGGACCGCCUGUGCACCGUACCUUGCACUGCGCGUAAUUAAUCAAUUGGCUGAGGACGAAGCAAGGCGCUUUCCUAUUGGGUCAAAGAUACUGAAAGAAAACAUGUACGUCGAUGAUGCGCUGGUGUCGUGUGAUUCUGUGGACGCUGCUGUACAAGCAAGGAGAGAUCUGAUCGAGAUCUUACGCAGCGCUGGCAUGCAAUUGGACAAAUGGGCCGCGAAUUGUUCAGACAUCCUCUCGGGCAAUCACUGCGCAUCGCCAGAAGACCGUGCCUUCGACAAGGAAUUGAUUGUGCCCACACUGGGACUGCGUUGGACUCCUGCUACUGACGAGUUCAGCUACACCGUCCCUGAGCUUUCAACGAUCACUACAGUCACGAAGCGCACCAUUCUCUCGGAGGUGGCUCGAAUUUACGACCCCACAGGCUGGCUGGCUCCUGUAACAGUGCGUGCCAAGAUGCUGUUACAACACCUUUGGCUCCAAGGCCACGAUUGGGACCAACACACGGAUCACACGACCACCGAACUCUGGCUCGACUUUCGUCGCAAGCUCGCAGCUCUACAAGCCUGCCGGAUCCCGCGAUGGCUCGGUGUCAACAGCAAAAGCUUCAGGAUGCUACACGGAUUCUCCGAUGCCUCGGAGAGAGCCUAUGCCGCGGCGAUCUACCUCGUCAGCCAGGAUGCCUCGCACUUACUCACCGCCAAGAGUAAAGUGGCACCGAUUCGCUCUGUUAGUGUGCCUCGACUCGAGCUCUGUGGAGCGACGCUGCUCGCUCGCCUCAUGCAGAAAGUCCUUCAAGACAUUAAUCUCACAAUCGCUUCAAUCCACUGUUGGACAGAUUCACAAAUAGUGCUCGCCUGGCUUCGAGCACCUCCGUGCACUUGGAAAGUUUUCGUCGCCAACCGGGUGAGCGAAAUUCAUAGCCUGCUGCCGAACGCCGCCUGGAGCCACGUGGCCUCAAAGCAUAAUCCUGCUGAUGUGGCCUCACGAGGAUGCUCGCCUGAUCAAUUGCAAGGAAAUGAGCUUUGGUGGAGGGGACCGCCUUGGCUCCUGUCGUCUACGAGCUUUGCGACCAUAGAAGAGCCCAUUGUCAGCACUCAAUUGGAACGACGCAUCGAUCGAGCGUGCUUCGUAUCAACAGAGGAUGAUACCAUCGAGAAUAUCCUCACUCGAUUCUCAUCGCUCAAUCGUCUCUAUCGAGUCGUCGCUUACUGCCUGCGGUGGAAAAAUUGUCUCGCGUCCACCAAAGCUCAAUAUACAAGCACCACAAUCACGGCCAAAGAAAUCACUGCAGCUCGAAUUAUCAUUACCCGAGCUGUUCAAGUGUAUCACUUUCGAGAAGAGAUACAUAGACUUCACAAGGGCGAUGACCACUACAGAAGUGCCAGAUUACGCCGCCACCACCCAUAUCUUGACGAGGAAGACUUACUUCGAGUUGGCGGACGCUUGACUCACUCUCUGCUGCCUUAUAAUGAACGCCAUCCUAUUGUCAUUCCCAAGACUAGCCAUUUGGCGCGGCUGCUCGUUCGUCAUGCUCACGAAGUCACGUUACACGGGGGCCCACAAUUAGUGCAGAGCUUUUUGCGGCGUCAAUGGUGGAUUCUCCAGUCAGGAAGUCUUAUACGACAGGUAAUACACGCCUGUGUCACAUGCACUCGCUUUCAAGGCCGUCGAUUGGAACAGUUCAUGGCACCGCUACCUGAACCCCGGGUCACACCUUCGAGACCUUUCACUGUCACAGGUGUAGACUACGCUGGCCCGUUCGCCCUUCGCACUUCCAAGGGCAGAGGCCAAAAGUCAUUCAAAGGGUAUGUGGCUAUCUUUGUCUGCUUCGCAACACGAGCCGUACACCUGGAAGUUGUGUCUGACUACAGCACCAAGACAUUUUUGAUGGCUCUUCGACGAUUCUUUGCAAGAAGAGGACUCAGUCGCACAAUGUACUCAGAUUGUGGAACUACGUUUCAAGGAGCUGCCAAUGAGCUGCAUCAACUUUUCAACCAAUCGUCUACCUUCGUGCAAGAAAUUAUGACGGCGCUCGCCCAGGAAGAAGUGCAAUGGAAAUUCAUCCCGCCUCGCGCCCCUCACUUUGGCGGAUUAUGGGAGGCGGCCGUCAAAGCCUUCAAAUCCCAUCUGAAGCGUGUUGUCGGUGCGGCAACACUGACCUUCGAAGAGUUCAGCACCCUCACCACUCAAAUUGAGGCCUGCUUGAACUCACGCCCAUUGUGCCCUCUGAGCUCAGAUCCUCAAGAUAUGGCUGCGCUCACACCUGGACAUUUCCUUAUCGGAAGCUCGCUCUUGGCAGUUCCUGAGCCGUUCACUGAGGAAGGCAUUGAAGGGCUGCCUCGAUGGCGACACACCAUCCAAAUGCGAAACCAUUUUUGGCGUCGAUGGCAGAGAGAAGUGCUGCAACACAUGCAGCUGCGUCAAAAAUGGCUAAAGCAGAUGCCUGCAGUGCAAUCAGGAGACCUUGUCUUGCUCACCGAUGAUCUGCAACCGCCGCAACGAUGGCCUCUGGCAAGGAUUGAAAUGGUGCAUCCUGGCGCAGAUGGGCUGCCUCGCGUGGUGACCUUACGCACGCCAACGACGACUCUGACUCGCCCAAUUGCGAAAAUUAUUCGCCUACCCAUCGGACAGAACGAAGUCGUCGUCCCCACCGACGGAGCAACGGGCCAGUGA
Molecule: messenger RNA, 5190 nt
Organism: Trichogramma pretiosum
Lineage: Eukaryota; Metazoa; Arthropoda; Insecta; Hymenoptera; Trichogrammatidae
Exons: 1
Coding region: 1-5190 (1729 amino acids)
Biological process (GO): DNA integration
Molecular function (GO): nucleic acid binding
Source: RefSeq, a predicted model, not a curated record